Messenger RNA from Cuscuta epithymum, 1051 nucleotides. The record is from the annotation of a GenBank genome assembly. Lineage: Eukaryota; Viridiplantae; Streptophyta; Magnoliopsida; Solanales; Convolvulaceae.
UCUGCUUUUGAUCUCCUUUAAUUACCUCUGAACCUAAAUACAUAGUUAUCUAAUUAUUUUUUUUGCGUAAAGAUUAACUAAAAAUGCAGGCUAUCAAGGAGAAAUUGAAUGAUAUGAGCGCCAUUCGCAAGGCCAAGACGGCAGCCAAGGAGGAAGAAAAGGCGGAGAAAGAAUAUGCAAAAGCAAGAAUGGAAGUGGCUCAUGAGGUGAGAAUGGCGAGAGAGAAAGAAGCAGAGAUGGAUUAUUAUGUAGCCAAAGCUGCGGAUAAAGCUGCUCAGCAUGAAGCCAAACACUGCCAUGAUGAUGCUGAACAGCCGCCACCAUCUGCCUCCGCCGACGGUGGUGAUCUGCAUGCCACCACCAGCCGCCCGCCUUCUGCCACCAUUUUGACCGCUGAAGGCAACCCGAGGUAGUCGCUGUGCAACCAGCUGCCGCAUCGUCGUCGGAUCGUAUCCCUCAAGGCCGCUAGAUUCCAUCUUUACUAAUCUUUAAUCAACUUGAAUGGUAGCUUUUGCUUACUUACUCCGUUCUUAAAUAAAUGCAACGGGUAACAUUUCACACUUGUCGAGACACAACUUUGACCAUUAAUAUAAAUGAUUUUGUUUAGUAAAAAAAAUUUAAAAAAUUAGAUUAUGAAAAUUUACAAUGAGACAAGUUUAACAAUAUUUUUUUCAUAAAAUAAUAUUAUUAUAUUAAUAAAUAAUACGUAAUCAAAGUAGAAUAUGUGAAUAUUGUAAAAGUCAAAAUGUUGCAUUUAUUUAAGAAUAUUUUAUUGUUAGGAAUCACACAUACAUUACUUCGUAUAUCAAAAUAAAACAAAAUUAUAUUGUAGAGAAAUAGGGAAAUGUGGUUGAUACAAUUAAUAUGUAGUUGACCAUUCUAAAUACUCCGUAGUUGCUAUAUAUUUGUCAAAAAUGUAGAGACUAUUUUUGGUUGAUAAAAUAGUGAUUGACGAUAUAUAUACUCCGUAUAUAUAAUCAUAUUUGUACUAUUAUAUUUCUUUCAAUAUAAUUACAUAAUUAUACAAAUUAAAGGUCUGAUUCAAGUGUGA